UUUUUUUUUCAUGGAGUUACCAUAUUUUUAUUUCAAAAAUGUGAAAUGAUUUUUUUCCGGAUUAGUCAAAACGUACGAGUGCUGAAGAAGCAAAAGCAAAUCGUAACGAUUUGGAAAAGGUGAAAUAAAUCGAUUUCGUAAAACUUCUGUGACAUGCCUGAUAAACACCAAAAGUAAAAAUGCCAGGGGCUUCAAUACUUGCUGUAAUGGAUGAAGAAAUAAAUCAGCGGUCUACUGAAAAAAUUCGUCGCCGGACAUUGAGGAACGCAUCAGAUCCUUUAUCUCACUCAAAUGCAGAGUUUAUAACUUAUUAUCGGCUAAAUAAAGAAGCUUUUGUUUUAAUUUUCUCCCCACCUCAAACGUUCCAAUAUACCGGCUAUUAUCCAGCAUGCAACAGCGCUUAGGUUUUUGGCUACGGGUGCAUUUCAAGGAGUUAUAGGUAGAGAUGUGGAGCUAAGCCUUGGGAGAAGUAAAGUUUCUACAAUUAUGUGGAGAGUUAUUAAUGCAAUUGAAGCUGAAAUUUGUUCACAUUGGAUCAAAUUAAGAAUGUCUUCCGAAGAAAAAAGAAAGUCGAAACCAAACAAUUAAUUGUUUUUUUUUUUGUUUUUCCCCUUUCUUUCCUGUCAGUUGUACAUUUCUACACCUUCUUCUUCAACACAUAUGGCAAUAAUUCAACAAUACAAGUCUGCCGUUCAUUUCUGCAUAUUUUUUUGCGUUUUCAUCAUGGAUUAGAAAAAUAAUAGAUUUUUUGUAAAAUAAAUUCCAAAAACAUGUUCAUUCUAAGAGAAUUUGGUUAAUACAAUAUUUUCUGUUAAAUGUAUGUGUCUUCUGUUUAUUUUUUACGUUAAAAUCACUAAACAUUUCAAUUUCACCCUGCUUUUUGAAAGUGAUAUCAAAACGCAAAAUUUUUGCGUUUUCCGUUUUUUAGAGAAGCUAAAAUCGUUUUCGUUUUCACUCUUGAACGAUUUUACAUUCUGUGACAUGCCUGAAUAUCUAAUUUACACUUAUUUCAUUAACAUAAAAGAGGGUGUUGACAACUUGGCAAAAAUACUCCCAUACCUCGAUUUUCAAGAGUGACAGCAUAUCAAUAUGUCGAACCAUUCAUUAGGCGCGCUGCUUGAUCAAAUAUCAAAAGCGGAAAACCAAUGUGCUACACCAAGUGAUGAAGAUUCUUAUAGCUAUUUGGAAGAAAAUACAUCAAAUACCUCAGAGAACAUUUCCGAAGAUAAUGUUGCAAUACUAACCACUAAUGGGCUGGACUCCAUUGAAAUGAAAGAGCAUGAUGAUACGUUACUUCAAGGAUAUAAUCAAUCCCCACCGUCUUAUUCCCCAGCAUUCCUUAAGAAAAUGAGGGAAAAGGAUAUGAAGUGUCAUAAAAGGGCUAUAGAUUUUCUUAGUGGGUUUAUUGAUAAGGACCCAAACCUACACACUGAGAAGGAAAUCAAGCUUAUAAAACGAAGUCUUAAGUUCAUGCGAAAAUUUAAAAGAAUUUAUGUUGAAGAACCCAAGUGCAGCUUUCCGAUUGAAAGAAUUUUACUGCCAACAACAAAUCCAUGGAAGGUAAAGGCAACAAAAGAAUGUAAAAAUAAAAAGACAAAUGAUUGCAAUACAAUAAACACAGUUAGUGGAGCUGGAAGAGAAACAAGAGAUGUUGGUGAGGAAAUUGUAAAUACACCAGAUCAUCAGGCUGCCUUCAGCACAGCUUCAGACAUGCCAACAACUUAUUGCAAGACCAUAGAAACAACAACUGGGAAUACAAUUGAAUUUGGACUAUGUGAGAAUUUUUCCAGAAAUAUUCAGAGGAAUGAAGAUGGUAGGAUCGAACGAAAAGAUUCCCCAGUCGACAAUAGAAUAGCAAUAAUUGAUAGAUCUGAUUCCGCAGGGAUAAUCAGCCACUAUAAUUGGCUGAUAGUUGAGGGUCGACUGAGGGAUAUCAUUUUAAACGAUACUGGUGUGCAUAACAAACAAUUCGGCAGUGCAUAUUCCUACAAGGGAGUUAAAGUUAUUACCUGUGCAAACAAGGAAUCUCUUGAUUUUCUUGUCCAAACAGUAAGUAAUCUUGAUAAUCUAUGGGAUGGAAGUCAACUAUUCGCAGUUUCAAUUACUGACAUUCCAUAUACGGCGACAUUGACUGCAUGGAUUCCUCCCCCACAAAUAGACGCAGAGCACAUCCUGAAAUUACUCGAAAAACAAAAUCCAAAUUUGCAAACCGGUAACUGGAAAGUCAUUAAAUCGAAUUCAAGCUCUGAGAAAGGAGGACAAACAAUUCAUGUUAUCGCGAACAAAGAAGGAGAGUCAUAUCUAAAGCAAUGUAAUGGAAAGUUAAAUUUUGGUUUGGGAAGCAUUCGUUUCCGACUGGAGAAGAAAAAAUAAAAUUAUUUUAUUUCUAAAUAUGUGAAGUGAAUUUAUUCUUUUAUUUUUUUUUUUUUUAAUUAUUAAAAUCGUGCACAAAACUUAAUUUCUAAAUUAGAUAUAUCCUAAUGUUACUUAAAAAAUUUUGGAAUAAAGUUGUUUAAGUUC
Messenger RNA from Musca domestica (house fly), 2520 nucleotides. RefSeq lists its product as uncharacterized. The coding region runs from base 1090 to 2373 and encodes 427 amino acids. The transcript has 3 exons. The record is from RefSeq and is a predicted model, not a curated record. Lineage: Eukaryota; Metazoa; Arthropoda; Insecta; Diptera; Muscidae.